This is a messenger RNA of Haliotis rubra (blacklip abalone), 7549 nucleotides long. RefSeq lists its product as uncharacterized. Gene Ontology annotation, molecular function: ATP binding; nucleic acid binding; metal ion binding. The transcript is spliced from 52 exons. NCBI's taxonomy places the organism in Eukaryota, Metazoa, Mollusca, Gastropoda, Lepetellida, Haliotidae. Gene Ontology annotation, biological process: germ-line stem cell division; transposable element silencing. The record is from RefSeq and is a predicted model, not a curated record. Bases 244 to 6318 code for a protein of 2024 amino acids.
GAUUUACGGCGCGAAUGUGAAGUGAUUUGUCACAUGUCAUCAGCUGGUAACUCGCCAGAAUUUACUGUGAAGGUCAUAAACCGUUAGAAGAAAAGUUUAUUUUUCAAGAGAAAUGCACAAACCUCCCCAAGUAACCACAGACAUACAAAAUGACAACAAACAACAUGGGAGACAACUGGCAAGAUAUUACAAUCACAGAGAUUACAGAUCCUGGCAACUUCCUGGCCAAGGAAUGCCCGGGGAAUGAAUAUGUCAAAGGAAUGUUGCAAGUUCAACAAAAUGCAGGAUCAGAUGAACCAGUUUUUCAGCAAUGAGCAAGCUGUGUCCACCAUUCCUACCCAGCCUGCAGUGGGUGAUGUGUAUGCAGGGAAGCGACCGAGUGAUCGACGGUGGUACCGUGUGGAGGUCGAGAGGAUAAUGCAGACAUCCAGGGGACCCCAGGCUUCCUGCUACUUUGUGGACCACGGUGAAUCGGAACUCAUCCCUUUGUCCUUCCUACGACAGUUACCAGGUCAGUUUCAGGAAGAGCCCAGACAGAUUCAGACGUUUUCCUUAUGGGCUAUAGAGCCUCUGACUCUCCUGACCACCAUUGAAGAUGGGGAUAUCAUAGCUACAAAACGAAGGUGUAAAAAAUGGGACAUCUCUGCUGUUGAUUUCCUCAAGAAACUUUUGAAAGAUUCGUCGAGCCCCAAGAUUGACAUCCAGCACCAGGACCGAGAGAGGAACAUAGUGUAUGUGAAGCUGUAUCUCAACACUCCAGAUGGCCUGGUCUGUGUGAAUGACCAGCUUGUAGAUCUCGAGUAUGCCGCAAGGAUCGUUCCCCAAGUCCAGCAGCCAGAUCACGAUGCUCUUGAGGAAGUUGUCAAACCAAGAAAACCGAAAAAGAAAUUGUUGCCAGAAGAUUAUCUCCGUAUGAUAGAAGACGAUAAUGGCUUUAAUCACCGAAACACUGAUUCAGACGGAAGUCACCAAACUCAAAGUGAUCCACAAGUCCGACAUAAGGUGUACAGGACGACAGUAUAUGACAGAGACGCAAGUCGUGAGUGUGAAAGUGAUGUUCCAGUAAGACACAGGGGAGGCAGGUUGGAUAUGUUCAUGUCCGACACCGAGCCCCACCAUAGUGCAAGGUCAGUGAAGGUCAGUCAGAGUGACACGGAACUACCGAGGGGAUUGGUGAACAGUAUGAGCAGACCACACUCAGGGGGGCCGGGGAAGUGGUUGGAGGGAGGGGACGUAGGGGUUGGAGACAUUAGUUCAAAUAAUCUGAUGAUUGGUGGUGCUUCCUGUGGAUCUGAUGGACUCGAUGUGGUGUCGACAGGGGGCAAAUCAGGAGAUGGAAAUUCCGCAUCUUCUUUCAGAAAGAAUCUGAAGGGUAAUCAAUCCAAACAUUAUGAGGAUGCACUUUCUGAUACCGGUCAACCCAAGAAGAUUGUGUUAGGAAGAGGGUAUUCUUUCCUCAGCACAUCAUCAGAUUCAGACAGUCCUGCCCUGAGAAUGUGUGAUGCUAAGAGUUCUGUUUCUAGUCAAAAUAGACCGUCUGGUGCCUCCAUGCAUGAUGGGAUGCCAGUUCUUGAACCUCAGAGUGGAGGCUCGGACACUAACUCUCUUGCCAAUGUUAUGGGACUGAAACCCGUCAGAAGUUGUCCAAGCUCUCAAAGUCUAGCCAGUGACAAUCAAAGAGAUGGUAAAUCUACAGAGGCCUCGCAAAAAGAAAAGUUUUGUGAAAUAUUUGUUCCAUCCCGCCUUCCCAAAUGUGCAAUGGUCUCUUCACAGUCGUGUUCCUCCAAAUCAGAUUCACCUGAGAUGAAACUUGGGUCAAUCUUGAAGAAGUCUCCCUCCCAGUCUAUGUCAAGCCUAGAAGUCAACUCUGUCAGAUUCUCAGGAACGGAAGAAUGGGUUCGAAAAAAAGGCAAAGAAGAGGGUAGAAAACUGCUGGCGAGCCUGUCUCCGGGUACAGACCUGAGGAAUCACCACACAACUGCAAUACCUCAGAUGAGUCGUCCAGAUCGAGCCGAACACACACCAUUCCUGGGAGUGGUCUAUCAUGGGGUGUCACAACCCAGCCCAAUACUGGACUUCACUAACCUGCCAUUUGCUGAACUCGUUAAACAGGCAUUCCUGAAGAAGGAAUUCAACAGCCCCAUGACGAUUCAGGCAUACUGUUGGCCUGCUGUGCGCCGAGGUCGUCACGUGAUUGGCAUAUCACCACCGGGGACAGGGAAAACAUUGGCAUACUUGUUGCCGUUGUUGUCGCAGCUGUUUGAUUCUGCCCCCUACAUGCAGAUACCUGUUGGAAAUGGACCCUUUGCCCUGAUUCUCGUCCCGUCAUGGAAGAAGGCCCAGAACGUGUUUGAUGCUUGCACCAACUACAUACAAGAACGGUCGAAACCAAGAGUUAUUUCUAUUUAUGCUGGUGGAUGCGAGGAGUCAAAAGUGAUCCCUCUGAUAAAUGGCUGCGAAGUCCUUGUCGCCACGCCACCUUGUCUUCAACGUAUGAUGGAAAAGAAGUACACAAACCUCAACCGUCUCUGCCAUCUUGUUCUAGAUGAUGCAGAGAUACUCACUGAAGUGUUCAAGUCUGAGGUGAAGUAUAUCAUGAAAUCGUAUGCUGAUGUCAUCCGAGAAUCCAACUUGAAACGAGAUGUUCCACGACAGAGAAUGGUGUUCGCGAGUCAGUGGACCAAGGGAAUUGACUCCUAUGUUGCCUCGUACAUCCAUGAACCUCUGCUGAUCAUCACAUCCAAGAUGGAGGCAGCUGUGUAUGGACGAGUCAAGCAGAUUGUGCACAUGUGCAAAUAUGAAAACAGAUCGUACCAGCUGCGUAGCAUCUUAGAAGGUAUUGGCUCACCUGGCAACAAGAUAAUCCUUUGUUCAUCAUUAGUUGAAGAAGUGGAGAUGCUGUAUGAGAUGUUGACCGCCCAGAGCAUGCACACCUUGGUCUGUCAUGACGACAUGACACUCUCGGACCGUGACGAAAUGUACCGGCAGUGGCACAACCUCAACUCACAGGAUGCUGCACUCAUCAUGGUGAUGACAGAUGAAUGCGUGACAGACAGCAACAUCACCGACGCCACACACAUCAUCCACUACAACCUGCCCAAAUCAAAAACUAGGUUUGGCAACAGGAUGGCUUGUAUGCUUGGCUACUUCUAUGACUUCUCCAAGGCCAAGCAGCCCUCUGUCAAACCAACAUCAUACAUAUUUGUGACAGACAGAAACAAGAAGGAAGUGAGGAGCUUGGCCAACUUCCUGGAGCGAAGUAACAGCCAGAUUCCCAAGGCUAUGUCAAACUACAUGGCUGGCAUGCAGAUGGGAGAGAACGAGAAUGAAGACAAGGCGCUCUGCAGACACAUCAAGGCUUUUGGAUUCUGUGUGAACAUCAACAAAUGUCAGUAUCGACAUCGUAUCCUCCCUGCUAUUGACUGUCCUCGUGGUCGUGGAUUCAAAGACCUGCCCAGAACUGGGGAAGUCAAGGUGAGGAUGAAUCAAGUCCUCGAUGCCAACCAUUACUACAUGAGACUUCUUGAACAUCGGGGAGAACGGAAGACUGACCUGACCAGCGUCUACAUUUCUCUCCUCUUCGACAUCUCAAGCUACUUCGCCAACAAGAAGAACUGGAGGUCACAGUCCAUGGCCAAGAAGGGAGAACUUUGUGCCAUUCAGACCAGCGAACGACACUUCCAUAGGGUGGAAAUCCUGUCAAUUAAGGAGUCAGAAGGACUCAAAACUCCCACGGCAGAGGUGUGGUUUGUUGAUGACGGCAAGACAAAAACAGUUGAUCUGUGCAGGCUCCUCACACUGCCAGCCCACCUGAAAGAAGUCCCGUACCAGGCUGUAGAGGUGUACCUGUGUCGUGUGAAGCCCAUGGACAGUGACUCAGAAUGGACAGAAAAGGCCAACACGUUCAUCUUUGAGGAGCUGAAUGAGAUAACUGAGCUGGAUGCAUGUAUUGUUCUCAGCGUCGGGAACACCUUGUGGCUGGAUCCGCUGGUUCAGAGAGUAACCAUGGAAACCAUCAACAUGACCACCAACCAUAUGCGGGUCAGAGAUGAGCUGCUCAGACGUGGCCUUGGAUCUAACAACCCUAAGCACGUACAGCAGCUGUACCAGCUCUGUAAGGAGUGUCAUGUGGAGGUGCCUAGACAGCUCCUGGCGAAAUACCUGUCAGGAUAUGAGAAGACAAUUGACAUCGAGUCUCUCCCUGAGGACCAGGAAUAUCACGACGUCUAUGUGUCGGCAGUUGCCACUCCUGAUGUCAUCCAUAUACAGCGUAAAGAACACGUGAAGCUGUUCGAGGAGAUGCUGGAUGAGAUUAAUGACAAGAUGGCCAAGGAUGAGAUGGAGUUUGACAAGGACUUGUCUUUCCGCCUGGGGACCUACUGUCUCUCUCAGUUCACACAAGACAACAGGUGGUACCGAGGACAGAUCAUUGAGAAGCUCUCUGAUGACAUGUACAAUGUCUUCUUCUGUGACUUUGGUGACAACGACAGCUUGUCGACUGCUCGACUCCGCCCUCUGCCAGACAAGUACACUGGCCUUCCUUGCCAAGCCAUAGAGUGCAAGCUGGCCCAUGUGCAGCCAAGGGGAGAUAACUGGGACAAUAAUAGUGGUGAUGCUUUGUGGGAUAUGACCCACUUUUUGACAGGGGAGAAGAAACUCCUGGUCGCUAAGAUAUUGUCCAAGUCUGCUGAGACUUCAAGUGGAUCCUUCAAGUACACAAUAGAUCUGCAUGACACCAAUACCACAGUGGACAUCCACCUACCCCAGGAGCUGGUGUGGAAGAGAUACGCCUCCUCUCCAAGUCUCAAGGAUCUAAUGCCCAAGCCCUUGUCUGCAAGUCGAAAGAUCUACGACAGCCCUGUACAUAAACUCAAAGAUCUGUGUGCUGCCAUCUACUGGGGCGAGAAUGAAGAUGUAGUCAUUAAGAAGAGCAAAGAGGUCUCCACCAUUGUCACCUCCCAGAACACGUCAAAGAGUGGUGUGGAAGCCAUGGUGUCCUGUGGUGGAGUGGCUGCGGUGUGUCGUCUCAUUGGGUAUCUUCGCUGUCUCGAAGCCCACCAACACAUAGUCGAGUCUCUCACACUGUCCAUACUCUUCUCACCAAGAAUCUGUGAAGUGACUAUAGCUGAACACCUGCCACUGAUGCUGGUGAGAUGUUUGGAGCAGAGUAAUUUCCCAGUGCUACACAAGCAGGCUGCCAAAGCCAUCUCUAGACUGGUGACUGUCAGCAGCUACAGGGUGGCGCUAGAGAAGGCCGACGCCAUGACGACACUGUGUGAUCUGCUGGAUGUCACUGACAAUUCACAGAUACAGUACUUGUCUCUCCAUGCCCUGGCCAGUCUUGUCAAGGAAUCCCAGAGUGUGUGCGGUGCUGUGUUGGAGACGGCGGUGUGUAGAAAGGUUCCAGACUUCCUGACUGGUGAACACACUCAUGAUGUCAUCGAGGCUGCUCUCACCUUUCUAGCGAAUCUGGCACACUGGCAGAAUGCUCACUCAGAGCUGAAGAGAGAAGCUUUAUUGGACGCUGUGAUACAGAGGAUGGAAGACACCAGGUGUUGCAAGUGUAUCCACCAGGCGGCGCUGCUGUGUCACCAUCUUGCACAGGCAAGUCGCAAGAACAAGACGCUGUUGUUGGAGCACAGGCUCGUCAUCGUGCUACAGCGUGUUCUGCAGCUGAAGCUGGAUGACCCCAGCACCAGGAAACUAUGCCGGGAACUGGAGGCAUCUAUUGCUGUACGGUUGCCCCAGCAACAGCAGACAGUCAAUCACUCCAGGCUGGUUGACGAUGAGGAACAAGACACAAAUUACGUUGCCGUGAGCUGGUACCAGAACACCUUCCGGGUUGUCCUCACUGUCAGACUUCGGGGAAUUGUCCAGGAGGACUUCAAAAUCUCUCACAAACAUGUCACAUUCAGAUCAUCCAAACACAACAAAUCGUUUGACUAUGAGUUGUUUGAGGAGAUACUGCCCCAGAAGACGGUGAUCGAUGUCCGGGAGAACCAGACGUCAGUGUCCCUCAAGAAGCAGAACAAGGGGAAGUGGAGCCGUCUGCUCCGACAGAAACAAAAGCCAAGUGGCCUCACAGUGGACUUUGAGAAGUUUGUCAACUCCGAUUCUGAAGUGUCCGAUGAAGAUGUUCCCUUUCUCCUCUCAAGGAGGAGAGAGAGGAAGUUGCCGGAUAGGUCCAAGGGCCAGCACCGGAAGCACAAGAAGCCUAUAAUGAUGGACGAUCUGGAGACUAGCUCGGAGGAUACGUCAGACCUAGCCUCGUACAGUGACGAUGAGAAGAAGCAUGAUGCAGCCUUGGACUUCCGGUAGUAGAAGCAUCCCCAAGAUCUUGACUGUUUGCUUUACCAGCCAAAGUAUUGGGCAUGAGGCAUCCACUGAGGUCUCAGCUGCUUGGGUUUCUUGUGACCCCAGGAUUGUCAACACAAGGCGUCAACACGAGACAUCCACUGAGGUCUCAGCUGCUUGGCUUUAUUCUGACCCCAGGAGUGUCAACAGAAGGCGUCAACUGAGAUAUUGUUGUUUUAAAAGCGACCGCAGUGCCAACACGAGACAUCCACCGAGAUCUCAACUGGUUUGUUUUUUUAUGACCUCAUCAGUGGCAAAAUGAGGCACCCUCUGAGAACUCUGAACUGUUUCUAUCAACAGCAAGUUACCGUGGAUGACCAAUCAUGGAGGGAUGGUUGUAAGAAGGGAGGUGGUCAGCAUGACACUUCUGACUGUAAGUCGUCAUACCCUGGCAAUGUUGUUCAUGCUAUCAACCACUGGUUUGCCUUGUCCAGACUCGAUUAUUUACAGACCAUCAUACUAUUGCUGUAUGGAUUUAUCCAAAGCAAAGUGUAUUUUCCCAUGACAUGUUUAUUAGUUAUGACUUUGGAAAUGUCCCCAUUUUGGAGAAUGUUCUUGUUUCUCUCUAUUCAUGUUCUUUUCUGUUUGGGGUGAGCAGAAAGACGUUCUGCUUUAGGGAAAGGAUGUGUAAGGUAGAAAGUUUCCCAAUGUACCUCAAUGUACUUGGUUACUUUGAGUAUCAGUUACUGAAUCGAUUUUCAGCACAAGUUUAUGCCAGUCAGUUAUGCUGGUGCUAACACUGCCUAUUUCAGGUCAGUAAACAGUGUGAUGGAUCUCGCCAACAGGAAUGAUUAUUUUUGUGUCUUUUUUGUGUGUGUUUAAGCUGCAUUUACAACAUACAUGUGUAAUAUUAGUUGCGAAAGUGUUUCUGUUCCUUGAAGGCACUAUAUCACACCACACUUCCCUAUAAAUACAUAAUGCAUUUCUCUCAAUUUAAUUUUUAACCUCAGGGAAGCUACAAUAUAAAAUAUUCCCAAAACAAAUUACAUAUUUAAAUUACAAUAUUAUAUUAAAAAGUUUGAAUGAAUUAAUGCAACGUUGCAUUGAACCGACUCUAACGCCCUCUAUUGGCGAGCAUUAUUUCAAGCAUACCACAUAGAGUUAUGUCCCUUGGAGCGCUCUUCUUUACGAAUAUCCUAUGCACAACUCAUGAUUGAAACCAGUUCGGCAAACACCGACAACACUGUGUGCGACA